This is a messenger RNA of Exophiala oligosperma, 1276 nucleotides long. RefSeq lists its product as uncharacterized. The record is from RefSeq and is a predicted model, not a curated record. Lineage: Eukaryota; Fungi; Ascomycota; Eurotiomycetes; Chaetothyriales; Herpotrichiellaceae. Bases 119 to 1126 code for a protein of 335 amino acids. Gene Ontology annotation, molecular function: glyoxylate reductase (NADPH) activity; NAD binding; hydroxypyruvate reductase [NAD(P)H] activity. Gene Ontology annotation, cellular component: cytosol. The transcript is spliced from 2 exons.
GAUUCGUUUGCUGUCUAUGGGCUUUUGAGGUUCGUGUAAUUAACGAGACCCUACUCCCUCGUUUUCUUGUAUAGUAUAGACAAAAAGGUCCCUGGUUUUCUCACCACUUCCUCCCAAUAUGUCAAAACCUGCAGUGCUGCUGAUCGGUGACCUGGCACACACGAACGCGGAGUGGAAAGCCUACGCUUCUAAAUACAACUUGAAAGAGUUCCGGAAAGGAACACGAGACGAAUUCCUCUUAAAAUGCAAGGCUGGGGAGUAUGAUGAUGUUGUUGCUCUGUAUCGCUCAAACACGUCGACUUCAGAAACGGGCCCAUUCAACGAAGAGCUGGUCUCGUGUCUACCUUCCUCCCUGAAAUAUAUAUGCCACAACGGUGCGGGUUAUGAUAAUAUUGAGGUGGAUGCUUGUACAAAAAGAGGGAUAAAGGUGUCUAGCACGCCGCUUGCCGUAGACAACGCGACGGCUGAUGUUGGUAUUUUCCUGCUCUUGGGUGCAUUGAGACAGGCCUGGACACCUCUGAAGGCCAUCAAGGAAGGAAAGUGGAAAGGCGACGCUCAGCUUGGUAAUGAUCCCAAAGGCAAGCUGUUGGGCAUCCUAGGGAUGGGCGGCAUUGGCAGAGCAAUGGCAGAUCGAGCACGAGCGUUUGGCAUGACGAUCGCCUAUCACAAUAGAUCGAAACUGCCCAAGGAACUCGAAGGGGAUGCAACGUACCUCAGUUUUGACGAACUACUUGCCAAAUCGGAUGUUCUCAGUUUGAACCUGUCCCUCAAUGCAAAGACACGCCACAUCAUAUCGGCCAAAGAAUUCGCAAAGAUGAAGGACGGUGUUGUGAUUGUGAACACUGCACGAGGAGCAUUGAUCAAAGAGAAGGACCUGGUGGCGGCAUUGGACAGUGGGAAGGUCUCAUCCGUUGGACUCGAUGUAUUCGAAGACGAGCCGAGGAUCGAAGAUGGGCUCUUGAAAAAUGAUCGAGCCUUCAUCGUCCCUCAUAUUGGCACAAUGACUUGGGAAACACAAAAAGAGAUGGAAAUGCUUGUGCUGCAGAAUCUGGAGAACGCCGUGGACAAAGGGUCCUUGUUGACACCUAUACCUGAACAAAAAGACCAGUUGAAUGGCCAUUUAUGACAAGUUGGAUGAGAUAAGGAGUGUUUCAGCGACUCGGGUUUCUUGUAAACUCGUAGAUGACUGUCGUUGGCUAUUAAUAAAAGAAUGGAAUGUUGGGUGGCAUGGGAUUGUCGAGAAUCAUACAUAGCACGCAUAUUCGAGACGUCGCAG